AGGUCCUCAAGAUCUGAACUCCGGAACAUGAAUCAGUGCCGUCUUUGGAAAUAAGACAUCUUUUCAGUAAGAGUAGCUAGUAGAUUCCAUCAAAUUUUUGUACGCCCACUGAAGAUUCGAUUUCGAAUUCCAGUCCUCUCGCGAUGGAUCUUUAUGUUAAGUGAGCUUUAAGAUCAUGAUGUGAUAGCGAGGUUUUAUGCCUCAGUCAUCUGAUUCGUUUUGAGUGCUAGUUGGAAGAGCAGAUACACGGUUGAUGUCAACAUAGAAGAGACAGUCUCUUUUUCAUCGCAACGUCAUGGAGUCUGUCACAGGUGUUUUUGGCAGUAUAAUCGAUUCCGUUGUUGGGGACCCAGAUGACGAUGUCGAGGUAGAGGAUCGGAUAGGGCACCAGCAAGCGCCAUCCCGGCAAAGCCAGUCUGGGCGACUCCGCCCGCGCGCGGCAGGCAGCGGUGGAAACGGUUCAGCGCCCGCGUUUGGUGCACCCCCUCCAAGCGGCGGCACGGACAGGAUGGCGCCACGGCCGAAACCAGUGUCUGAACAAAGCAGGGGAGCAUCGUCUGCGUCCGCAGCUUCCUCCUACAACUCGUCCUACAAGCCAAAUGCAAGUAGUGGGAGCAGUGCCAGGAUCACAGCUCCCCAAGGAAAAGAUCUCUCCUCCGCGGCCAGGCAGAGUCUGAAUGCAGCGACACAAAAUCAGAAGCGGGCGCCGCCUGACAUUCGAGCAGAUGAAGCGACGGCGAGUUUCAAUCCGAGACAACGGAGCAGUCUAGUGGGAUCCGCAUCAGGACCUAGUAUCUCUACCGUAGCACAGCCGGCACCUCCACGCAGUCGCGCGUCGACUUCGUCCACGGCCUCUGCGACAGAAGAGACCAUUCGAUUGAUUCAGGAGAAAAAGGAGGCGCAGCUGAAGGAGCAGAAAAAGCGGGAGUGGGUUGAACAGAGCAAGUGGAACUAUGGGGAGACCUCGCACGAUUACUACGAGUACAGCAGCUGGAACCCGGCCUACUUCAUCCCCGCCGCUGCGAAACUUACCAGCACGACACUGGGCACCACGGGCAUCGCCUUAGCCUACGCCUGGGGCAACGUGCAACGGGCGGUGAUGGGGCACGAGCUGCACGAUCAAACCACGCUCAAAGGGGCGAUCGCCGCCUGGUUUCGGUUGAACGGAAUCUCGAUCACGACAAGUUGGCCCAAGCACGAGACUGAGGAAAACUUGACCGAGUGCCCGAUUCUGGUGUGCAAUCACAUCAGCUAUGUGGACGGCAUGCUGGUCACCUCCGAGCUCGACCACCCGAAGGUGAUGGCGAAAACCGAACUCCGCAGCUUGCCGAUGAUAGGAGACUUCAUGGACGGCAUGGGCACUGUUUGGGUAUAUUUAUGCUUUACAAUUUCAAUCCGCGCUUCUAAAACAGGCACUGUGUUUCCUUGUACUGUUUCUUAGAAGUGAAGAAGAGAUCCUCGAUAAGGAUGAUGUACGCUUUUUGGCCGCGAUCGGUUGUCUGCAUGAAAGCCUAUGAACGCAAGCGACUCUGACUCUAUUUCCGAUAUUUUUCAGGUCGACCGUCAGCAGGCAGGUAGCCGCGAGGCCGCACGGAAAGCGAUCGAGGACCACGUGAAGCAGUGGAGACCGGGGCAUAAAGCUAUGCUGAUCUUUCCCGAGGGUUCCACGACCAGCGGGCACACCGUGGGCGAGUUCAAGUUGGGCGCUUUUCGGCCGGGGCUGCCGGUGAGACCCAUCGUAUUGCUGUAUUUCGGCGCUUCGGACAUUUCCAAUCCGAUGUUCAAGAAGACCAGCGACGGGAAGCUCGAGGAGUUUUCGGACGCGCAGUGGUUCGGGAACUGGCUCGGGGCCGGCUUUGUCUCUGCGCUGGUGAAGGUGUGCCGCAUCUAUUACCCGACAGAAGAGGAGAAGCAGGAUGCUGAGCUGUACGCGCGCAACGUGCAGCUGCACAUGAAAUACGAGUACGACCGGCUGCGCAAGAAGCACGCGGAGUACCAGAAGAAACGGAAAGAGGAGAUGGAGAACUGGGGCCUCGGGUGGACGGUGCCCGAGUCGCCCGAGAUCAAGCACGCCAACGAGGUAAUGCAAGGCCACGACUUUCGGCCCUUUACCGAGGAGGAACUGAAGCGUGCGAAGGGAGCCAUUUUGGCGCGGAAAGCCAAAGCGAAACAGGAGAUGAGCGAGAAGAUACGAAUUGCGAACCAAGCGCGGAAUCAAGCGGGUCGGUACUACACAGCGGGCAUGAUAAAUAGCGCGGCUGCAGGUGGCGGAGCUAGUAGCACCACCGGUCCGCAAGUAGACAACAAGUCUUCGUCUCCGGUCCCGUUCCCGCAGCCGCGGAAGGGCAGAGCUGGAUCUUCUAGUUCGCGAGGACCAGCACCAGGAUCUUUAGUCGAUCGCGAUGGUUUCUCGUACCGACCUACCGAGUCACUGCAGUCCUUUAUCGGGGACGAAACAGAGGUGCGAAAGCUCGACGAAGAUGUAGGGGGGACGACAGGACCAAAACCUGUAGACGCAAACACAACGCCGAGACUUGGCACAUCCGCAUCGCAGAACGACAGGAAAGCAGAUGGUACUUCUACGCGGGUCGGUCCAAAUACGAACAAAAUCAAGCAGAGCGAGCGAGAUACUGGUGUAGCGGCUGCGUCCUCUUCCACCUCUCCCCAGCUGAACUCCCCCUCGCCACCGAUGCGUAGCUCCCCUUCUGUAGAUCUGUUUCCGAGCCGCCGCGAGUCGUUGGGGAGCCAGAACGGCGAGGAGGAAGAGGAAGCGUUGUUUGGCCGAAUGGACCAGAACGCGCUGGAUGGCGAACUCGAAGCGGAACUCCUUGCUCAGCGCGAAAGGAGUGAAGCCAACAAAGACGGAGCCGCUCUGCGUGAAGGGAACAGCGCAGCACGAGCGGCGUCGGAAGCAAGAAGUCCACCUGGAGCAAAGACGCGACACGGCUAAGGCAGUGCGCACCGGCUGCGUCAAACAAGCGACUAAGUUUUUGUGUUGUACCCGCCCCCGCCCAGAUGUACCAGCACCCGACGAAGGCGAUCACCGAUGAAUGGAAGUGAAAAACUCAUACCCCUUCAAUUAGCAAGCACUUCGAUUUCAUCUGUUCGUUGUUUGUCGUUUUAAGCCCGGUGUACUGCUCCAAGCGAGAUAGCACGAGCGAAGCCGAGUUUAUAAUUUUGAUGAGAUACCCAUACCAAUUCCCAUCCUCACACCCCCGAGAAACAAAAAAAACACCAACGCACCCUGAGCUGCAUCCCGACAGACCUCCAUUUG
This is a messenger RNA of Amoebophrya sp. A120, 3274 nucleotides long. NCBI's taxonomy places the organism in Eukaryota, Dinophyceae, Syndiniales, Amoebophryaceae. The record is from the annotation of a GenBank genome assembly.